AUCAGCCUCAGAUUCUUAUGGAUACAGACAAAGCAAGCCAGCUUGGGAAAAGAUGGCAUAGGAUGCUUAACAUCGCUUCGUUUUCUCGCGAUCGGAGGGAGCAAAAACUUGACUCGCUUGUUUGAAGAUAUUGACAGACUCAAUUUGCUUCAAACACUAGUCAUUUAUGAUUGCAAAUCUCUGCUAACAUUGCCAAAAGGCAUGGAAAGCUUGAGUACGUUGUGUAAUAUGGCACUAUGGGGGUGUGAGCAGCUGAACUGGACAAUCUCACUGGAAUUGCUUCGUUUUAAGAAACUGAUACUCAGAGGACUUCCAGCAUUCGCCAUUUUUCCGACGUGGUUAAACGGGUUUGAUGCAGAUUUAGAAGUGCUAGAAGUUGGAGAGUUUCCCACGCUAAGAGUAUUGCCUUUCUGGCUUCCAAAUUUAUGGGAACUUCGAAUUCUUGUGAUCUCCAACUGCCCUAGAUUGGAGGGUCGUAUGCCUCGUUAUAUGCAUAAUUGUGAUAAGAUGGAGGAAUUGAGGAUCACAUUUUGUGGGAUGUUUAGCAAAAACGUUAUGAACGAAAGCAAGCACGACGAGUGGGGUAUCUCUCACAUCUCUACUAUUUAUGUCGACGCCAAACGAAUCAAUCCACGAGUAACAUCAAUAGACGAACACGAGGCAGCAGGUGGAGCUGAAGUAAGGCAUGGAGUAGACAAUGAUGAGCAGGAGAGUGAUGCUCAACAUGUUGGAUUCAACAAUGAUGCUGGUGUUAAAUCAAAACAAGAUGGUAUUGGUAGUGACAUUCAUGAAUCAAUUGGUACCCGACAGGAUAACGGAGCAGCUGAGGACGGUCGUGUUGGGGCUGGACAAACUGGACAAGGAGAACACGACCGAGCUACGAACGAUGAUCAUCUUGAAGCUAACAUUGGUAGUGACAUUGGGAAACACGAUAAGGCUAACAAUGAUAGUCAUGUUGGUACUGGACAAGCUGUUGGAGAGAAAGUAGAUGAAGUUGGCGACGAUAGGCUAGUCGGAACCGAACGAACUUUGGGAGAAGAACAGGUUGAUCCUAACGUCGGGACUAGACACAUCGUAAGAGAAAAACAAGAUGUAAUUACUGAUGAGAGUCAUCCUGGGGCUAAACUUGGCGGAGCAAAUGAGAAUGGCGAUGCUGCGGUGGACCGUGCUGGAUUCGAACAAACUAUGGUCAUUACAGUUGAGGGGUUCUGAGGAUGUGUUUAGUAUAUAAAUACUCCUCCACCCUACCUAGGUUUUUCAAGAAAUACAUAGCACGGAGUGCAGGAGUAUUCUGCAGAGUAUCUUGUAAUCUCUUCUCGAUUGGUGUUAAUAAAGAGUUGCGAGAGCGGUACAAAAUCGAGGGCAAACUCUGAAUACAGGG
Messenger RNA from Cucurbita pepo subsp. pepo (vegetable marrow), 1381 nucleotides. NCBI's taxonomy places the organism in Eukaryota, Viridiplantae, Streptophyta, Magnoliopsida, Cucurbitales, Cucurbitaceae. The record is from RefSeq and is a predicted model, not a curated record.